GGCAAUAAAGACAAGCACAGAGAAACACCCCUUUAAUUUAGAGUAAAUAAUCGGUGUUCUUUAAUUUUAAUAAGUUUUUCUCUCCCUUUCUCAACAGCCUUGCAAAGGAGCACCAACUGCUUUGAGUAUAGAUCAAAGUUCUGGCAUAAAGGUAAAGGGUCUUACAAUUCAGAACAGCCAACAGAUGCACUUCACCGUAUCUCGAUCAGAAUCUGUGGUUGUCACCGGUGUAAAAAUUUCUUCCCCGGAAGAUAGUCCGAAUACCGAUGGAAUUCAUAUAACUGAAUCGAAAAAUAUUGUCCUCCAGAGCUGCAAAAUAGGAACAGGUGAUGAUUGUAUCUCAAUUGUCAAUGCCAGCUCAAAUAUCAUGAUGAAGAAAAUCUAUUGUGGACCUGGCCAUGGAAUCAGCAUUGGAAGCCUUGGGAAGGACAAUUCUGUUGGAAUAGUAACAAAGGUGGCAUUGGAUAAUGCCCUCCUUCGAGAAACUACCAAUGGCCUUCGAAUUAAAACAUGGCAGGGAGGGUCUGGUUAUGUCCACACAAUACGUUUCCAAAACGUGAUGAUGGAUGAUGUUUCCAACCCCAUCAUCAUUGACCAGUUUUAUUGUGAUUCUCCGACAACAUGCCAAAACCAGACAUCUGCAGUGGAAAUAAGUAAAAUUGUUUACCAGAACAUCAGUGGAAUUUCAAAGAGUAAAAAUGCAAUGAAAUUUGCAUGUAGCGACAGUGUACCUUGUAGUAACAUUGUGUUAAACAACAUUAACCUGGAGACCAGAGAUGGCACUGCUGAGGUCUACUGCAACUCUGUCACAGGAAUUGGCUAUGGAUAUGUACAUCCUUCCGCUGAAUGCAUCAACUUGUCUAUGAAGAAAAUUAAGCAGGUAACAGAAGCUGAGCUGGCUGAAAAGAAUAAAACAAAUAACCUUAUCCAUACUGAGUUAUAGCUUCUGAGAAGAUAUUGUCUGGACCAAACAUCUUGUAAGCAUAUGACUAUUUGUUUUUUAGUUUAGCAUCGUUUAUUUGAAUAGUCUUGGAUUUUGGGAUGCUAA
Molecule: messenger RNA, 1048 nt
Organism: Cuscuta campestris
Lineage: Eukaryota; Viridiplantae; Streptophyta; Magnoliopsida; Solanales; Convolvulaceae
Source: the annotation of a GenBank genome assembly